Cladophialophora immunda is the source of this 1731-nucleotide messenger RNA. RefSeq lists its product as uncharacterized. The record is from RefSeq and is a predicted model, not a curated record. The transcript has 3 exons. Lineage: Eukaryota; Fungi; Ascomycota; Eurotiomycetes; Chaetothyriales; Herpotrichiellaceae. The coding region runs from base 776 to 1552 and encodes 258 amino acids.
CAAUCUCCUUCUCCUUCAUCCCAGUCCGACCUGAAUCCCUCGGGCGCUCUCUCCCAUCGGAAACAACUGGCAUCGUCCCUGUCAUGAGCUCAAUCUCCAUCUGAGACCACGGCAUUCCAGACCCAGGAGAAUUACGAAGCUCUAAAUGCAGGCUAUGCAAGGGAUUCCUUCACCAUUAUGCCAUUGAGAACUCAACCGAUGGUCCCUCCAACCAGCUCAGAUGCCAUCCGGAUGUCAGUGACAUAUCCCGAGCUUGUCUCAAGCCACAGCCGCUCUAUCGGGCCUCCUUGCAAUGUCAACUGCAUCGAAUACGAGGGUCCAGCCUUGCCUGAACUCGAGUCCCUGAUUCAGAUGAGCCGUCCACAUCUGGAGCCUGAUGGCGCUCGCUGAGCGGGUCUCGCAAUGCGAAAAGUCUUCCUCGCGAAGCAAUAUGGGCCAGUAUGUUACACAUGUCCAGAUUGGACCGAAAGAAUCAUGCUCUAGACGUCUAUUUUUGCUCAAAUCCUUUUUUGAACCCCCUUGUCCGGUCUCGAUUUGUCUGAGAUUGUUUACAAUUGCUUGGGCAUGGGUGGUGAGCAUGAAUGUGCUGACCCCUUUCUUGUCUUGUACUGUUGUCGUUUUCGAAAAGAAUUAAAAGGGCUCGAUUUCCCCUACAAUUCAGUGUUGUAUCUCUCCUCAACCCUUGAACACAGACAUCUUCGGGAUUCAGUCAAGCACUCAACCAACCUACCCAUUACAUCGUUGGCUUAAAGCGAUUUUCGAAAUACAUUCCGCCAUGAGGUCUCUUCUUUUCGCUCUCGGUGCCUGUGCGCCUUUUGUGGCUGCCAACCCGUUCGGUUCUGGCUCAUUCUUCGAGCGCGGUGUUUGUGCUGCUGAUAACUGCGCAAGGGCUGUCACGGGCACAGCUGCUCAGCCACCUCUUGCGACCCGGCAGGCAGAUUGCUCAGCUUUCUUCAGUCCAGUACCUUCUCCGACAGUCCCAGCCUACGCUUCGGCCUGCAGCGGAGCUACUCGCUAUAGCAGCGCCUGCUCUUGCCUCGGGGUCACGGCGCCGACGUAUACUUGCGUCAGCCCAGCACAAGCCACCAACAUCGUCAACACCUUUGCCUCAUUCUUGACGAAUCCGCAAGCUCCAGACUUUGCGACGAAGGCGAACGCACUGUUGGCGGAUAACUUCACCGACACCAGCGACUCCAUCAACUUCCUGGCUGGCUAUCCACUUGGUGGCGUGACAUUCCCAAGCAAGGCCGCUUUCAUCGGUGGACAAGGAGCACAGCCACCGAUUCCGACCCUGACGACGCUCGAUAUCUUCUUUUCCUGCAACAAGAUUGCCUGGCGAUGGCUCGCUCAGGGCAUCGGCUCCAACAAAUAUGAGGUCAAGGGCAUCGACACUUUUACAAUUACACCGUGGGGCCAGAUUAGUCAAGUUUUUGCGGAAUUCAACAGUGGAGCUUGGGCUGCAGAUCUCGCCAGUGCCUCGUCAUCGUCAGGCUCAUCAAGCACGCCGACGACGACUACGACGAGCACAACACCCACUACGACAGUGGCCUGAAUGGAGGUCUUCUGUGGAUGGCCCUCUCACCGAGGGUAUGGAGCUUGAUUUGAUCUAGUUCUUGAUAGAGAUGGUUGUAUUUCGCUUCUUUUCUGUGAGAAGGCAUCAUAGAGCAGUAAUGCCCUAGACAUUUGUCUGAAUCUUCAGCUCUGAUACCUAUUAUCCGAUUUGCACUUGAC